Peromyscus californicus insignis is the source of this 309-nucleotide messenger RNA. RefSeq names its product thymosin beta-10-like. Gene Ontology annotation, molecular function: actin monomer binding. The coding region runs from base 59 to 232 and encodes 57 amino acids. The record is from RefSeq and is a predicted model, not a curated record. Gene Ontology annotation, cellular component: cytoplasm. Gene Ontology annotation, biological process: actin filament organization; regulation of cell migration. The transcript has a single exon. NCBI's taxonomy places the organism in Eukaryota, Metazoa, Chordata, Mammalia, Rodentia, Cricetidae.
UCUACGAAUAAAGGAGCCAAGCCCUGGCUCCCCAGCUGUCACACACAGCCAGAGAUGAAUGAAAGGAACUCUAACCAGGAGGGAAAGGUCCGGUGAGAUGGCAGACAAGCUGGACAUGAAGGAAAUCUCCAGCUUCCAUAAGGCUGAGCUGAAGAAAGCUCAGACACAGGAGAAGGUCACCAUGCCGACCAAAGACUCCCCUGAGCAGGAAAAGAAAAGUAAAAUUCUCUAAAAGCCUAGACUGGAGGAUUUCUCCACCCCACCCCAUCAUCUCCGAGACCACCUGGUGAUGUGGAGGAAGAGCCCCCU